Pseudopipra pipra is the source of this 2096-nucleotide messenger RNA. Its product is annotated as zinc finger protein 501-like. The record is from RefSeq and is a predicted model, not a curated record. The transcript is spliced from 3 exons. Bases 563 to 1669 code for a protein of 368 amino acids. Lineage: Eukaryota; Metazoa; Chordata; Aves; Passeriformes; Pipridae.
GCCUUGGAAUGGGCUGGGCAGGGAGGGGGUGGAGUCAGCGUCCCUGGAGGUGUUGAAGGUGAGAGUGGAUGUGGCCUCAGUGCCAUGGUCUGGGAAGCACAGCAGGGUUGGAUCCAGGGCUGGACUUGAUGAUCUCGGAGGUCUUUUCCAACGUGGCUGAUUCUGUGAUUCUCUGAUUGCCAUUCCUGUGGCAGCACAUGCUUGAGGCUCCAUCCCCAGGGUGAGAGAGAUGUCUGUCCAUAUCUAUCUCCAAGGUUAGUCUGUAAAUGUGUGGUGUUAGCAAAGCAGGCUGAGUUGUGGGCUGGUUGUAGAAGGAGAAAGAAGCCCCCAGCCCAGUGCAAGCAGGCAGCCCUCAGCUUGCACAUGAUGUCCCCUCCCUGCAGGUUCCUGUCCUUGAGCCCAGGCCCUGAGGUGAGGCUGAGAAUAAGUGCAAGGCAGAGGUGCUGCUGAGGAAGGAGAGCCCCGUGGUGGGGAAGGCACAAAGCUGUGUUUGCCCAUCCCCGAGCAGGUGCUGUGUCCAUCCCCUGUGUGCCAGGAUUUGUCCUUCCCAAAGCUUGGGCAGAUGAAGGAGGCUGCGAGGAAGAGGAAGAUGCCUUGGGCCCCCCAGGCAGGCCCCGAGCUGAGGACGGAGAGCCCGGAGGACAAAUCCCCCCGGCAGAGCCUGGUGGGAGAGGCCGUUUUGAAGGGCUCCCCAGCCCAGGAAGGCAGCGGGGAGGAAAAGGGCCGGAGAUCCCCCCGCAGGAGGGGCUCCAAAGCCAGCCCAGGGGGCUCUGAGGAGGAAAGAGCCAGCCUGUGCCGGGAAGGCGGCCGGAGCUUGAGCCAGAGCUCUGACCUGGUGGUCCCUGAGCAGCCUCCCAGCAGGGAGAAGCCCUUCAGGUGCUUGGAAUGUGGGAAGAGCUUCAGGAAGAGCACCCAACUCCUCACCCACCAGCACAUCCACAGUGGGGAACGGCCCUACACAUGUAGGGAAUGUGGGAAGAGCUUCAGGCAGAGCUCCAACCUGAUCCAACACCAGCGCAUCCACACUGGGGAACGGCCCUACACAUGUGGGGAGUGUGGGAAGAGCUUCAGGGACAGCUCCACCCUGAUCCAACACCAGCGCAUCCACACUGGGGAACGGCCCUACACGUGUGGGGAGUGUGGGAAGAGGUUUCAGCGCAGUGGGAAUCUCCUCAGGCAUGAGCAGACACACACGGAUGAGAGGCCCUUCCGCUGCACCGACUGCGGGAAGGGCUUUAAGCGGAACUCCCACCUCAUCACCCACCAGCGGACACACACGGAUGAGAGGCCCUUCCACUGCACCGACUGCGGGAAGGGCUUCAACCAGAACUCCACCCUCGUCACCCACCGGCGCAUCCACAGCAGGGAGAGGCCCUAUAGCUCCAGCCCCCGCACCCACCAUCUUAUCCACACUGGGGAACGACCCUACAGGUGCUCGGAAUGUGGGAAGAGGUUUAAGACCAGCUCCAAUCUCCUCCUGCAUGAGCGAACGCACACGGAUGAGAGGCCCUUCCGCUGCACCGACUGUGGGAAGGGCUUUAAGCGGAACUCCCACCUCAUCACCCACCGGCGCAUCCACAGCGGGGAGAGGCCCUACAAGUGUGGGGAGUGUGGGAAGAGCUUCACCCAGAGCGGUACCUUGACCUCACACCAACGGACCCACCAGUAAGGGGAACCCUACGAGUGCCCCGACUGCGGGAAGAGCUUCGGCCGCUGCUUCCACCCCGAAUGAACCCCCUGAUGGGGAGGCAACCCCUGGAGUCCAGUGACUGUCAGUCCAUCCCUUUCGACCACAAAGGGCCAGUCCCCUUUCCCAGGGGCAGCUUCUUCCAACAGAACCCUUCUUGGGGGGUGUGUGGAGAUUCCUGCCAUGGCUGGGGACCCCCAAAGGUCACUGCUGGAGGUUGAGAGCAGAGAUCUCCCCACCAGCGUUGGUCUGGGGGAGUUCCAUCCAUCUCUAAUUAAGAAUUAUUGCUUUUGUGCCAGCUUGAGUAGAAUGGCUUCAACAAUUGCUUUAGUGUAGAGCACUGUCCUGUCUUAUCCUGUACUCCUGGUAGUUUUAGUGUUUGUAUUGUGCAGUAAAUAAUUCUGAUGAA